GGCAGGCGUGGGGGCCAUGGCUGCUGUGACCUCCACCACCGCCACCACCUCGACUACCACCACCCCCACCACCCCCACCACUGCCGCUCAGCCGCCUUCCAGCAUCCCUCCCGCCAUCCACACAUGUGAGCUGCGUGUAACGUGUGGGUCGCCAGAGGAGGCGCUCAUUCUGCGCAACACACUCGCAGUCGACCCCGAGCUGCAACCAGACAAGCUCGUGCGGGUGAUCACAGUCCAUGAUACCCACGUCUCAGUCUCCUUCUCGUGCCCUGAUGCUCGUCUCCUGCGGGCAUGCCUUCAUGGACUCGCUCAUCCUCGCUGCCUGCACCAUUUCCCUAGGCACCUCAAAGUCCUAUCCCACCAUCCUUCCUCCCCCUCCUUUUGCAGCUCCUUCUCGUGCCCCGACGCUCGUCUGCUGCGGGCGGCCUUCAACGCCUUCAUGGACUCACUCAUCCUCGCUGCUCGCACCAUCGAGGCAUUUGGCCCGUCUCCGCCCAUGCAACAACCAUGCCUGCAAUGA
Molecule: messenger RNA, 520 nt
Organism: Closterium sp. NIES-65
Lineage: Eukaryota; Viridiplantae; Streptophyta; Zygnematophyceae; Desmidiales; Closteriaceae
Source: the annotation of a GenBank genome assembly